AUGGCCGCCGGAGCUCAAACGGCCAUAGUGCAGACGGAGGGGACAACCAUACACGAGAGACUCACCAUCUCUCGAUCCAUACCAAUUCCUACCAGUAAGGACUUACCAUCAAGACACCAUGUGCUUGUACGGGUCCUCACCGUGGCGCUCAACCCUACGGACCACAAGAUGGUGAUGCAUUUCCCCGUGGUCGGCAGUGUGGCAGGAUGUGAUUUUUGCGGUGUUAUUGAAGCGAUUGGCACUGUUGCGCCACCAAAUGCCAACUUCCCCACAUCUACCGGUCCCGGUCCCAAUACCGAGCUCUCGGAGUUCAUGUCCGUCGGCGACAGAAUUUGUGGCGGACUUUUCCCAUACACACUCGCUCCGGACAAUACCCAUAAUGGCUCAUUUAGCGAAUAUGUUGUCGUCGAUUCCCGCCUCUGCUUGAAGAUUCCUGCAGGCUGGAGCGACCUUGAAGGGGCCGCCCUCGGUGGCAUCGGCUGGGCUACCGUGGGCUUAGCCUUCUGUGAUGCGGAUGCUUUGGCACUACAAGGUCGACCCUCUGCUCCUGUUGAGCCAACGGCAAAUGGUAAGAAGGUGCCCAUACUGGUGUACGGGGGAGCCACCGCAACGGGCACCAUGGCAGUGCAGCUCCUCAAUUUGUGAGUUCAGCCCUAACCAGCCAAGUGCAAAGAUAAGCGUUGAGAUCUCUUGUCAUUUCAGAUCUGGGUAUUCCCCGAUUGCGGUUACUUCCACCACUUCGGCCCCGUUGGCCUCUUCUUAUGGCGCGGCGUACACAGCGGCAUACACAUCAGCAACGUGCACGGAAACCAUCAAAUCACUGGCCCAAGGAGUGCCUAUACGCCAAGUGCUCGACUGUAUCACUGAUAUCGAGUCUGUCGCCAUUUGCUUUGGCGCCAUGCCAAGAACAGGCGGUCGAUAUGCGUGCCUGGAGGCGCUGCCCGACGCAUGGAAGACCCGACGCUCAAUCAAGACGAAGGAAGUGAUGGCAUAUGAGGGUCUCGGCGUUCGCGUAGACCUCGGCGAUUCGAUAUACACGCGUGAAGCCAACAAAACGUUAUUUGAGGUUACGACGAGCUGGACAAUCGAGGUACAGAGGGUCCUCGAUGCGGGAAAGUUACGCCCACAUCCCAUUAGGGAGAUACCCGGAAAGUGGGAUGGGAUCCGGGAUGGUCUGGCCAUGUUACUCAAAGGUGAGAUACGAGGGGAAAAGCUUGUUGUAAGGAUAACAACCUUAUAGGCUAAGUUUCCUAAUAAGGAAAUUUCAUGAGAUAUAUAAGUCGGUUAG
Molecule: messenger RNA, 1288 nt
Organism: Hymenoscyphus albidus
Lineage: Eukaryota; Fungi; Ascomycota; Leotiomycetes; Helotiales; Helotiaceae
Source: the annotation of a GenBank genome assembly